Messenger RNA from Myxocyprinus asiaticus (Chinese sucker), 4865 nucleotides. RefSeq names its product zinc finger protein 281-like. The record is from RefSeq and is a predicted model, not a curated record. Lineage: Eukaryota; Metazoa; Chordata; Actinopteri; Cypriniformes; Catostomidae. The transcript is spliced from 7 exons. Gene Ontology annotation, molecular function: RNA polymerase II cis-regulatory region sequence-specific DNA binding; DNA-binding transcription factor activity, RNA polymerase II-specific. Gene Ontology annotation, biological process: regulation of transcription by RNA polymerase II. Bases 216 to 2753 code for a protein of 845 amino acids.
UCCGUCUGUCUCCUCUCACGACCCGUUCGCUCAACCCAUAAUUCCCAGCGACGACAAAACAUAGAAGAGGCCAACAGCUGCAAGAGAACAAUGUUUUGGCUGUGAAAUAACUCGAAGGAUCGAGCGCCGGGAUUCAUUUGCUACGAGGUGGCCGUCAUGUACAACAUAUUUAAUCAUCUGUGCUGAAUGAACUUUGGCCUGUUGAAGACCCAAACAUGAGUAUUAUCCAGGACAAGCUUGGCAAUGAGUUUUUACGGAACGGAGGCAUGGACCCCAACUUCACCCCCAGCAUGAUUAUGUUCAGCCAUUUACCUCCAGUCACCAGUUUCACACGGCUGACUUCGCAAAACAGCAUGGCGGACAUGCCUCAGGAGAUGAUCCUAAAGAAAGAGCGUGACUCUCCUGACCAUGGUGGUGGUUUUCUCCACAGUAUGGGUAUCAAACAGGAGAAGCUCAACGAGUUGGACUACCGCCUCCCAAUGUAUGCAACAGGAACCGGAACAGCAGGAGGAAAAAGCACUGAUAUGCUGGACAUGUCUCUCAGCAACCACCAGAAUAUGCUUCUGCAUGAUCUAAGCCUUAGUAAUCAGUUCUCUGGCAGGCUGGGGAAAGACCCAAAAGAAUCUGGACCUAGAAGAGGGAGGAGAGCAAAUGGAGAUGGACCAGAGGGCAGAGCUAGAAGGAAACAAGGAGAUGCUGCAAAGUCACUCAUGCUGGAUGGGGAUGCUGGGCCUUUCUCUCCCAACUCUAAACCGCACAUAUGUGAGCAUUGCAAUGCAGCCUUCCGCAGUUCCUAUCACCUACGCAGACAUGUGCUCAUUCACACAGGUGAGAGGCCUUUCAGGUGCAGUCAGUGUAAUAUGAGCUUCAUACAGAAGUAUUUGCUGCAACGGCAUGAGAAAAUCCACAGCGGGGAGAAACCAUUCAGCUGUGACCAGUGCAACAUGCGCUUUAUUCAGAAGUACCACAUGGAGAGACACAAAAGGACACACAGUGGAGAAAAGCCAUAUAAAUGCGACACCUGUCUACAGUAUUUCUCACGAACAGAUCGAUUACUGAAGCACAAGAGAACAUGUGGAGAAGCCAUAAAGAAAGGUCUGGACCCAGGAAUGCUGGACCUUGGAGACGAGGACAUGGGACAAGGCAGCUACCUACUCACUCAGGGAAACACCAGCGCCCCACCACGCAAGAAGGGCAAAUCCAAAAGUGGCAAUGAGGGAGGAGAGCGACGGAGGAAGAAAGGAGCGGCUGCGGGAGGAGGAGGACUCGGCCCACAGGACUAUACCAUGAACAUCCCCAGUGGAUCAGGGGCAACUUCCUCAGGGGGUCUCGCUGAGACAAGCAUGGACAACCAGCAUGGAUGCACACCCAAGCUUGUUUUUAAGAAAGGCGGUCGCAAGGGAAUGAAUAAGGGUCCAGUUUCUAUGGAGGAGGCCAACCAAGCCUCAGGUCUUCAUGAACAGAAGCUGCUGACUCAGAAGCCAGGAACUAUGGACAUGUCUGGAGCUGCAAGUAUGGACAGUCUAGGCAUUCUCCAAACCUCCAGUGGCCCCAAACAGGGAGGUACCAGCAGCAACUACGAUGAUGCAAUGCAGUUUUUGAAAAAGAGACGAUAUCUGCAUGCUGCUAACAGCAAUGACUUCAGCUCAGUCCACCUUCCUCAGCCGACGGUCAUCCAGGGUGGCAUUGGAGAACCCACACUGGCCUUGCUCGACACCUCACCUCUGGUAAGUGUUGAUAAGCAUGACAAGUCUGGAAUCCCAGAUGAGGUGCUACAGAGCCUUCUGGACCACUACAGCCACAAAUCUGAUGGCUCUCAUCAUGAUGUGACAUUUGAUCUGCAAGAUCCACACCAUGUGCAAUUGCAACCGGCCUCAGCCUCCUCUGAUCUGGGCCAGGAUGAGGGAUCCCCCAAUGGCUCUGGAGACAAGAGUGGGAUGAUGAACGAAUACUCAAAGUUCUUGCUCCAGACCCUGGAGAGAACCAGCCACAGCAGCAGCUUCAUUUUAGGCCCAUCCGGGCCCUUCCCAGGCCUCCUGUCAUCAAGUAGCAGCACUGCUAGCACGCUCUUCUCGGACAAGAACAUCUACACCACCUCCCCAUUGGAGUGUGGAUUCGGACAGCCCGUUUCUUCCCCUCUUGCUCCUUCCUCCUCCUCUUCCAUAACCAAGUCCCAUUUUGGAAUGCUGGUUGGGUCUCCAUCACCCUCCCAUGCCUCACCCUCCUCCCAGCAUGGCUUUCAUCUUGGCGGCCUGGAGCCUGCCACACACCAGCAGCUUACCCCUUCUCAAGAGCUCACCGACCAGCUAGACAAGCAGCAAUCGCCAUCGUACCCUCUUACAACUCAGCAGCUGGCCAAUGGCAGCAGCCAGAAAGACCAGCAGACCAAGAAUGGCAACUCUUCAGCCAAUGGCAACAACAGUGGCACCAAUGGUAGCUCCUCUAAUGGCUCCGUCUACCCUCUGCCCCCACCUCCUGACCUUGCUACACUGGAGCCCUCCAAGGAAGUGGUGGACAUGCGUUCCACCUACCAGAUAGAGAACUUCGCCCAAGCCUUCGGCUCCCAGUUCAAGUCUGGUCGCCGGACCCCGCUAGGUUAUGGCGGUGACCCGCGGGUAGGCGUAGGGGAAGUCGACCACAGAAUACAGCGGACUCCAGUGUCAGAAUUCUCAGGGUAUACUAGUCUGUUAGCAGAUGUCAACGAGCCAGCUAGCUCAGGAUCCAAAACCCCCACAAGCCAAAGCUACAGGUAAGGGUUUAGGUUGCUUACCUAACCCUGUUGUGUGGGAUGAGGACUUUCUCCAGUGCUUCCCUCUUCUCGCUGAUUAAAACUUUAAUUAUUACACUGCCAUUAAAUGUCCAUAGAAGACUUUACCAGAGAAGGUCUACAAGACCUCAGAUGCAAUUUUCAUGUUCUUCUUUUUAAUGUGUUUUAGUAAUUUGUUUUAUUAGUGUAGUAGAUGUAAGAAUAGAUUUAAAUGAAUUUUCAACAAAAUUAGAGGGUAGCGAAGGACUUGCUUGGUUUUUCAAAAACAUGUAUGUCUUAGCAAUCAUAGUCCAGAUGUAAGAUUAAGUUAAUAAUGGACGAUGAUUUACAAUAAAAACAGAUGUCAGGGAGUGGCCCAGUAUUCAACAGCAAAAAAUGUAUUGUCUGUUACAAUAAUCUAAAGUAUUACUCAGGAAAAAGCAGGAACUUUUUUUAAUGAGGUGCACAGGCACCCUUUUUUUAAAAGGUGUACUUUGAAAUAACAGUGAAGCUUUGAUUUCAAAAUUUCUUUGAAGAGAAAAAGUUAAUUUGGAAUCUGUGUGUUUGUCUUAUGACACUGGUGACUCUCUUCACUACUUUAUGGUACUUCUAAUAUCAAUGUGAAAACACUUGCAUACUUUCAUCACUAAGGGCCAUAUUAAACACAUACAGGUAGACAAGUAGGCAGAGAGAAACAUUCAAUCGUAUGUAGAUAUUUAUUUGUAGCUACGUGAAACUACAUUACUAUCGUCUCAGGGUGAGCAGUAAUUCUUAUCCCCUUCUUUAAACUUUUUGUCAGCUGACAACCCUUUUAUCACUCAAGGAAUCAAAUAAGCACUUUUAUAAACCAUUGAAAGCAAGAAUUCAGAUUCAGGACUCAUAAAACUAUUAUUUUUUAUGAAGAAAGCUGUGAUUUUAAAAGUGGGGGAGGGAACGGCAGCUUUGCAGCCAUAAAGGGCAUUUGAAUUUUUGUAUAACCAUUGCCGGUAUUGGUGAUAUUAUUUUGUUCCUCUAACCGAAAAUGCUGUUAUUGAAUUGAAUUACAUGAAUGCCACUUUUAUGUGUCCUUGUUAGCCCUCAGGCUAAAAACAGGCUCUGAACAUGUUCAGGUAUCACAACCAUUUGACUUCGGAUGAGUAGCAACAAUUGGAGUUCUACCUCCUACCUUGUGAUGAAUUUAAUGCCUGGCAAAAUUGCAAGUGUCCCUUUUUGUUGCAGAGAGAAGAACCCAACUCAAUGACUAUUUUGUAAUGCAUGAAUCAGGAGGAAAGGACCUAAACAUGUGGUGUUUUUCUUUUAAAAUAUUAUUUGUUUUUGAUUGAGCAUUAAAUCAGGAUUGAAGCUGAUUAUUGAAAAAACUUUGGGAUAAGGUGUUUCCUUCCCAAUGCAAUACAUGAUGCCCUUGGAAAGGGUGGUGGGCAGCGUUGUCUUCCACUGUUUGUGAGACAUUGCUCUGUCAGAGGUCCUGUCCUGUUUUUUCCUGCCUUUUAGAGAGUCCUGUCACAGAGAAAUGCCAUAGCUGUGAUGAACAAAGUUUGAAUGCUGCACUCCAAACUCGUUCCAUGCUUUUAUAGAAAGGAAGAAAAAAAAGAGUGGAGAAUAGGAUUGACCUUUAAAUACCUCAUAUCAUUGUAAAAUGAAAAAAACCAGGGACAUGUGUUUCAUGUAGUGGAAAUAUUGUAGUAUGCAUCAGCUUAUUGUAUAAUCAUAUAAUGCCACCUGUGUUUACAGUUCAAGCUGAUUUGUUGGAAUACAAAUGUACUUUUUUUAAGCGGUGAUGCCAAGCAGUGUUUCAUUGUAGAAUGAUCCCUAGAAUUUAAUGAUUUUUAUCUCCCGUUUUCCCCUUGUUUUUGUUACUUGCCAUGUGUUUUGAUAUGAUUUCUAUAAAGACUUUGUUUACAAUAAUGUAUAAAAACACUAACAAAUUUGUUUUCUUUUUGUUUCUGAUAUGCAUGAUUUAAAAAAAUUUUUUUUAUGGCUUUCCUCUGAUCAUCACCAUUGCACCAAAUGUUUGUAGCAUAUGCAUCCCCGACUUCAGCCUCUUUUAUGUGACAGGGCUGUACACGUCAGAUGACUUUAUAAAUGAUUAGGUAAGCCAAUAAAAACCUUUUGUUAUAAA